GAGCUGACAAGAGAAAAAAUUUGACCCGCUAUCAAUGAUGUCCGAACAAAUACGUGGCGUUUUCAGACACAACAUACUCGCCACGUGGCACGCAGCCGUGUUUCCCCGCGAUCACAUACUUCACAUUCCCCAACGCACAAUUCCUCACACUCUCUCUCUCUAAAAUCACAUACUUCACAUUCCCCAACGCACAAUUCCUCACACUCUCUCUCUAAACAUCUCCUAGACACACUCUCUCUCUACACGCAUGACGGCUUGAACAAUUUGGUGAAUUCUCAGCAAGUUAGCAAAGUUCUCUAAGUUAUACAUACAAUUUUGCUGGUUAGAUUGUGCUUCAUGUAUGUUAUUUCAUGUUUUGAAAUGAUUGUGCACGUUAAAUUUUAGUUAUAAUUAAGUACGAUUACUGCUCGUUGACAAGACUCGAACUCUCGACAUCUUGGUUUUAUGACAAUGAGGGACCCGCCUGGGAUUUUGCUUGUAAGAAGAUUUAGAGGUAGGGAUUGGAGUGUAGACACGUAUAGGUAUGUUGUGUUGUUGGUUACAUUUAUAGCUUAUACUUCUUAUCAUGCUUCGAGAAAGCCUAGUAGUAUUGUCAAGAGUGUGUUGCAUUCGGAUAAUUUGGGGGGGAGGGGUAGGAAUGCGUAUCCGUGGCCGGUUGGGGAGGUUUUUAGUAAGAGGGAAUUGGGGGGGUUGGAGGGGAAUGUGGGUGAAGGAAAGGGUUGGGCUCCGUUUGAUGGUGAAGAUGGUACGUCGAAGUUGGGGGAAAUUGAUGUUGCGUUUCUUGCUUGUUAUUCAAUUGGGAUGUAUGUUGCGGGUCAUUUAGGGGAUACGUUGGAUUUGCGGUUGUUUUUGACGGGUGGGAUGGUUGGAAGUGGUGUGUUUGUUGGGCUUUUUGGGAUAGGUUAUUUUUGGAAUGUUCAUGUGUUUUGGUUUUAUUUGGUUAUGCAAAUGGUUGCGGGGUUGUUUCAAGCAACGGGCUGGCCAUCGGUUGUGGCAGUUAUUGGGAAUUGGUUUGGGAAACGAAAGAGAGGGUUGAUAAUGGGGAUCUGGAAUGCUCAUACGUCUGUUGGGAAUAUUAGUGGCUCUUUGCUUGCUGCGAGUGUUUUGGAGUAUGGGUGGGGUUGGUCUUUCAUUGUUCCAGGUGCUUUUAUCUUUAUUGGAGGUAUAAUUGUGUACUUGUUCUUGGCUGCUUAUCCCGAAGACGUUGGUUUUCCGUUCCUAAAUGGUUCAGGUGAAAAUAACGCAGCAAUACCUGCUGAUGUAGAAGCUUUACAGAAUGAGUCUAAGCCUAAGGGGACCAAAGAGGAUAAUACAGCCCUGCAGUCCGCUUCAGGAAGCAGGAGAAGCAUAAAACUUAGUGAAGCUUGUAUGAUACCUGGAGUUAUACCAUUUGCGUUAUGUUUAUUUUUCUCGAAGCUGGUGGCGUACACAUUUCUCUACUGGCUACCAUUUUAUCUGAGUUGUACAGCUAUUGGCGGGGAGUAUAUGUCAGUGAAAUCAGCUGGAAAUCUUUCUACAUUGUUUGAUGUAGGUGGGAUUGUUGGUGGGAUAUUAGCUGGUUACAUAUCGGAUAAACUAAAGGCACGGGCUACAACAGCAGCGACCUUUAUGUAUGCGGCAAUUCCUUCAAUGAUACUGUACCACAUUUAUGGGAAUGCAUCAACAACUAUGAACAUUUUACUCAUGAUGACUACUGGAUUAUUUGUGAAUGGGCCCUAUGCGCUUAUAACAACUGCAGUGUCUGCAGAUCUUGGUACACAUAGCUCUGUUAGAGGUGAUUCUCGAGCUCUGGCAACAGUAACAGCAAUCAUUGAUGGUACUGGAUCACUUGGUGCUGCUUUGGGUCCACUUUUGACUGGGUUUUUAUCGACAAAAGGGUGGCAUUUUGUUUUUGGGAUGUUGAGUCUGGGUGCUCUUAUUGCUGGCCUCCUCUUAUCUCGUUUGGUCAUAGCUGAAAUUGCAGAAAGAGCAAAAAAACCUGCGGUUUCUGGACAACACUAUCCUGGAGCUGAUGCAUCUGAACCGCUUUUACAUGACCAAAGGUGAUAAUACUGAUCGCCUAUGGCAGCUGCUGUAUCAGAGUUUAACAUCGCACAUCUCGAUUCUCCACUGGUACAGCAAGAAGUUCGAUUACAGAGAUAGAGAUGGAAUACAGAAUCCUGAAGUGGAUCAUAAUAGCACGAUAUGAGAGACUGUGUAAUAUACCAUGCAAUGAAGCAUCCCGUCACAUGCGCAUCAACGACAUCAACUAGAGAAAUCGCGUCCAGCAAUGAAAUGUUUAUGCCACGAGUUCGACUCAAACUCGAACAAGUAAUUUCAAGUAGAUUCAUGGUUUUUCAUUUUAGACAUGUGCCUUCGCAAGAAAAAAUAGAUAUCAAAUUCGAACUCCUUUACUAGAAACUCAGACUCGAAAUUGUGGGGCUUUCAUUUGAAGUGUGGUAUGUAAUAUCUUCUAUGUACAAAACCUGAAAAGUCUAUGUUUGUGUGUGGUUUGAGAAAUAUAUAUUUGU
Molecule: messenger RNA, 2510 nt
Organism: Daucus carota subsp. sativus
Lineage: Eukaryota; Viridiplantae; Streptophyta; Magnoliopsida; Apiales; Apiaceae
Product: putative glycerol-3-phosphate transporter 4
Exons: 4
Coding region: 445-2046 (533 amino acids)
Biological process (GO): phosphate ion homeostasis; transmembrane transport
Cellular component (GO): membrane
Molecular function (GO): transmembrane transporter activity
Source: RefSeq, a predicted model, not a curated record